This is a messenger RNA of Echinostoma caproni, 426 nucleotides long. Lineage: Eukaryota; Metazoa; Platyhelminthes; Trematoda; Plagiorchiida; Echinostomatidae. The record is from the annotation of a GenBank genome assembly.
UCCAUCUCAUUGGGAUACCUUCUUCGUAUACGUUUGGUAAAUUUAACCACAACACCUCCGUCAUCUUUUUGUCACCGUCAUCACAGCAGUUCCCGCUUGGCCAAACGGAUGCAGAUCGUUCGUCGUGCCGCUCUUGAAAUCGAGCACGGAAUGUAUGUCAACUUAGGUAUUGGUUUACCCACUCUGCUGCCGAGUGUUCUGCUCACAGGAACGGUGGUCCAUUUGCAUUCGGAGAACGGGGUCAUUGGUGUGGGUCCCUAUCCGCGAGAAGACGAAGUUGAUGCUGACCUAAUCAAUGCCGGAAAAGAAACGAUAACUGUGUUGCCCGGAGCUUCGUUUUUCUCCUCAGUGGAGAGUUUUGAAAUGAUUCUUUCAUCCAUCCAUCCACCUGUCCACAUACAUAUCUAUGUUACGUUCAUUUACUCU